AUGGUAUUUUUGAUGAAAAACAAAUCUGAAACUCUUAAUAUUUUGAUGGAGUAUGUUGAAGAAGCUGAAGCAAAAUGGUCACUUCGAGUAGCAAAAAUUCGUUGCGACAAAGGUGGAGAAUACAAAUCAAAUGAAAUGAAAAUAUGGUGCAAGUCAAAGGGUCUGAAAAAAGAAAUGUGGGGUGAAGCAUUGAGAACAGCAGCUUAUAUUAUAAAUCGUAGUCCUACUGAAGCUACUGAUGUUACACCAGCUGAAAUGUGUAAUAAUGAUGAUGAUGAGGAUGACGAUGACGUUUUUGAUGAUGAUGACGAUGACGUUUAUGAUGAAGAUGAUGACGACGAUGAUAAUGAUGAAAAUAAAUAUAAUAAUUUCGAAUUUGUUUUUACUCAUUAA
Messenger RNA from Uloborus diversus, 393 nucleotides. Its product is annotated as nucleophosmin-like. The record is from RefSeq and is a predicted model, not a curated record. Gene Ontology annotation, molecular function: nucleic acid binding. The transcript is spliced from 3 exons. NCBI's taxonomy places the organism in Eukaryota, Metazoa, Arthropoda, Arachnida, Araneae, Uloboridae. The coding region runs from base 1 to 393 and encodes 130 amino acids.